Molecule: messenger RNA, 3603 nt
Organism: Rhincodon typus (whale shark)
Lineage: Eukaryota; Metazoa; Chordata; Chondrichthyes; Orectolobiformes; Rhincodontidae
Gene: ypel1
Product: yippee-like 1
Exons: 5
Coding region: 893-1252 (119 amino acids)
Source: RefSeq, a predicted model, not a curated record
GCAGCUGGUGCAAGUGCUCAGUCCUCAGGCUUGCGGCCAGUCGGGAGGUGCGCAGCGCCAGUGUUGCAGAGCGCUCCGCUGCCGUUUACCCGCGGCUUCCCAGAGUCCGAAUCCCCGAUCUUCCUGGCUGUCCAUCAUUUUCCAACCUGACGUCAUUGGCUUCCUGGUUGGACAGUCCAAAUUUGGGGGAAGCUGCGUGAGAGUCAGUACCAGCUAGUUGGACGUUUCUGUCCGCAUAUUGUUUCUGUACAGUAAUGUAAAUUUGCAUUUUUAUGCAAACUAUUUACCUACGAUUUGCGGUGGGAGGAGGUUGUGUUUAUUUCUUCAACGCGAGGAAACUGCUGCUUAAUUGGGAAUGUACCAAGGUAUCCGAAUCUUGCUUGUGGCAGCAGUCGUCAUCGAUGCCAUCUGGGUCUCAGUUUGCACAGUGGACGUUGUUGCUGCAAUUAAAUUCACUCAAGUGAUCACUUAUCCCAUUGCGGACAGUGUCGGUGGCAUUUCGAGUUGAUCGAAGACCCCUUUGUUUGCAAUUCGCGCUGCCUUUUGGAUUAGGAGGCCAGGGAUUCCUCUGGGAAGACUUUCCCAAGCCUCCUGCUAAACCUGCUUCCCUCCGUUUGACUUGUUUGAUUCUGUAGACCCCAUGGAAAAUUGAAUUUCUUUACACACAUCAUUUGGAGCUGGCGGAAACUAAGUUGGAUGGAUGUUGCUGACGUAUAACACUGGGUUCUGACAGUUUCCCUUGUGGUGUCUGUGUGGAGAAGGCCACACACACUCCAUUACAACGACGGCUUUUGCUUGCGUUUUCCAGUGUUUCUUCUGUCAGAGAGUGCACCAGGCCUGUAACUCUUCGACUGCCAGCCCUGAGCUCAGCAGCGAAGAACACCCGUUGGAAAUGGUAAAGAUGACUAAAUCAAAAACCUUCCAGGCUUACCUGCCAAACUGUCACCGGACGUAUAGUUGCAUCCAUUGUCGAGCCCACCUGGCCAAUCACGAUGAGCUGAUUUCCAAGUCGUUCCAAGGUAGCCAGGGACGUGCAUACCUGUUCAACUCUGUGGUGAAUGUGGGCUGUGGUCCUGCUGAGGAGAGAGUACUGCUGACGGGAUUGCAUGCUGUAGCGGACAUCUACUGUGAAAACUGCAAAACCACUCUGGGAUGGAAAUAUGAACAUGCCUUUGAGAGCAGUCAGAAAUAUAAAGAAGGAAAAUUCAUUAUUGAAUUGGCCCACAUGAUUAAAGACAAUGGGUGGGAAUGACCAGCGUGGUGCUGACCCCUGCUGCUAUUUUAAGACUGUAUGAGGCUGAUCUAAUGGACAGAAAAUGCUCUGCUAUGGGACAGCUCUAAUAACAUUUGAUGACAUUUUUUAAAAAAAAACCUUACAGCUGAACCAUUGAUGUCGCCUUCUUGUCAGCCCUUUUUGCUUUUUUAAUCUCUGUAGGUUUGGUGUUCUCUCCUGUGAAACACUGUAGACAUCUAUAGAGGAAUUGUCCUUUUCCUGCGCUCUUUACAGUUUGAGUGAAAGGAGAAUAAUUGAAGUUUUAUUUUUGGGAAGUGUAGCUUUACAAAUGACUGUUCUGAACUUGGCUGUCCUCCCUUCCCUGUCUUUAAACUCCACUGUGUAUCUCUUCUAUUGCUGUGCAUGCUUUUACACUAGAAAAUUGGAUGAGCUGAGCAGCAUAGAGAGGGUUGAGGAGGGAGUUAUGUAUGUAUAUACAUAUGUAUAUAUCAUACAUCAUAAAUGUAGCAAUUUUAUUUUUAAAAGCAAGUUGUUUCGGGGCUUGGGAUAAUGGUCGCAAUGUUAUGGCAUUGAGAUAAUUGAAUCCCAUUGGUUGCAAUUGAUUUCUUCUGUUACUUCCAAACUGUGGCUGAUGUCUAGGAGGCAAGAAUCUAGUGUUCAACAGCUGCAGUGUUGGUGGGGAACAGUUGGGUGAGAAAGAGGAACCACUGAAAUUCUUUAUAAAAAGAAAAGACAUGUGGCUGGUUCCAUGUAUUGCCGUACACUAAUGCACUGGACAAAACCAGGCACAAAAAGAGGUCUUCUGGAUGUGAUAUGCAUUUUCUAAGUGUAGAGCUGGGCUCCUCGUCUGUGGACCGUUACGACUUUAACUGAACGCAGGAAGUUCCUUUGCACGUGCCUGGGAAAUGGGGAUUCAAAACUAGACCCACAAUCAGAACUUUGUUUUUGUUCCUUUUAAAAUAAUUAGAUAUUUUUACCUUAUCGCAUUCUCCUGUUCUGAUCCUUGCCCCCUAGAUUUAUUUUUUGGCGGAUGGCCGUUCCCUGUUGGAGUGUGGAUAGUUUUUUUUGGGUGCAAUGGUUUGCUGGUUAAAUCAUUUUCUUUUGUCGUGUGGGCUCACUACAUGCAACAAUGCACUCUGCUGCUAAAAGUCUCUUGUGCAGUGUUAACAGGAAGGUCUAUUUAAAAAAAAAAAAAAAAAUCUGCUUUUGCGUGAUUCUCUUCCCCACCCCGCCUUUAUUUUUUUCAUUUUUAAAAAAGGUGUUGUCCCAAGUGAGAUUGCUCUCAUUUCCUAUCAAAUAAAUGGUGUUCUUAUCACCGCUUAAAUGUAACUUUUUUUUUGCCUGCACUCUUGCUGUCAGAAUUCUCUUUCCCUGGUGCGGUGCAAUGAUUUUGGAAUUCUUUGGGGGAAGGGUCCUGGUCACAUGAGCACCGCUGAAGGAGGGGGAAAAUGGGGCCAGUCUGGUUACUGAGCCAAUUUCCAGCAGGGUCACACUACAGAAAUUAUAUACUUGAAGCAGACUACAGAUCGAAAAUCUUGUUAAACCAGUUUCCCUAUAUAUAUAAACAUUUUUUGUACAUUUAGAAGAAAAAAAAAGCAUAUUUAAGGUUUUAUACAUAUUUUUACUGGGUAAGUUGAUUUUUGCUUCCCCUGCCUGAGCACUUUUGUUCUCUGGAACUUGUCUUUUGUUUCUAUAACACACUGUCUCUUUGUAACCUGAUUUAAAAGUUGUUUUUCUUAUUUUUGAGAAAUUCUCUCCACUUUUAACUUCUUUUAUUUUUAGUAAAAUAAUUGAUUUUUGGGGGUGGGGUGGUGGGGGUGGAGGCAGCUCUUCCUGGACCAAUCGGGCAGAACGAUGAGCUGGCCAAUCCCAAGUGAAAUCUGUCAGUUUAGCCUUCAGAGACAUGGUAACACAUUCUUUUUAAACUUUGUAUUUUGCUUUCCCAAAAUCAAAAUGAUAGCUGUCUUGGUUUUUGUUCUCUGUAUAUUUGAACUUUGAGUUUUAUUGAGGCUUUAGGGUGUUAAUAUAUGUCCAGUAUGUGAGCAGUGCUCUGCAGAGCAAUGAUUGGUAGUGACUGGUGCAAGGGUGAAGCAACAGUCUGAAGUGUGCUUUCUACAAGAAUGGUUGAUGAUAUUACAAGUUCUAAAGCUUGUUCUACAUUAGAGAUGUAAUGAUUUUUGUGCCUGAAUUCUUUUUAUAAUUUUUGAGAAAUAAAUGUUUGAAUGGUUUCUCCCCCCACUGCCCCCCCCCCCUUCCCCUAUAGCUAUUGGGACUAUACAUUGCUUUGCUGAUCUGUCUUGAAACUACAUCAACUUUGUGCAGCAACUCACUGUAUUGUACUGAAGUUAAAAUAAAGACUUUCACCAGGA